AGCUUCAUUGGCACUCUUUUUUACUUUAAAAUAAUUUUUUCUUUUACGCAUGUCACUAUUUUUGCAUUGUAAUUUCCGGUGUUGCUAAUCGUUAUGGGUCAGCGUCAGUCUGGUGGUACUGGAGGUCAAGGAAACGAUAAAGGAGAUGACAAGGAUAAAAAGAGAAAGUAUGAGCCUCCCGUACCUACACGCGUUGGUAAAAGAAAGAAGAAGUCCAAGGGACCUGAUGCGGCUACAAAACUACCACAAGUAACUCCCUAUACAAGAUGUCGUUUAAAGUUAUUAAAAUUAGAAAGAAUCAAGGAUUAUCUUCUUAUGGAAGAAGAGUUUAUAAAAAAUCAAGAAAGAUUGAAGCCUCAAGAAGAGAAGCAUGAAGAAGAAAGAAGUAAGGUAGAUGAACUUCGUGGUUCUCCCAUGUCAGUUGGUAAUCUGGAAGAAAUCAUUGAUGACAAUCAUGCCAUCGUCUCAACAUCAGUUGGCAGUGAACACUAUGUCAGUAUUCUUUCAUUUGUUGAUAAAGAUCAGUUAGAGCCAGGCUGUUCAGUCUUACUUAACCACAAGGUCCAUGCUGUGGUUGGUGUUUUGGGAGAUGAUACAGAUCCUAUGGUCACUGUCAUGAAACUAGAAAAAGCUCCACAAGAAACAUACGCAGAUAUUGGGGGUCUAGACAAUCAAAUUCAGGAAAUCAAAGAAUCUGUAGAACUGCCAUUAACACAUCCUGAAUAUUAUGAAGAAAUGGGAAUCAAGCCACCUAAAGGUGUCAUUUUAUACGGACCACCUGGCACUGGCAAAACUCUCCUUGCUAAAGCAGUUGCAAAUCAGACAUCUGCAACAUUUUUACGUGUUGUUGGAUCUGAACUCAUUCAAAAAUAUCUUGGUGAUGGUCCAAAGUUAGUACGUGAGCUAUUUAGGGUUGCUGAAGAGCAUGCACCAUCAAUAGUUUUUAUAGAUGAGAUAGAUGCAGUAGGAACAAAGAGAUAUGAGUCUAAUUCAGGAGGUGAAAGAGAAAUUCAAAGAACUAUGUUGGAAUUGUUGAAUCAGUUGGAUGGUUUCGACUCCAGGGGAGAUGUUAAAGUUGUUAUGGCAACCAACAGAAUAGAAACCCUCGACCCUGCCCUCAUCAGACCAGGCAGAAUAGAUAGAAAAAUUGAGUUUCCUUUACCUGAUGAAAAGACAAAACGCAGAAUAUUCACCAUACACACUAGUCGAAUGACCCUAGCAGAUGAUGUUACUAUUGAAGAUUAUGUUAUGUCAAAAGAUGAUCUCUCUGGUGCUGAUAUUAAGGCAAUCUGUACAGAAGCUGGCUUACUAGCAUUGAGAGAAAGAAGAAUGAAGGUCAUGAAUGAAGACUUCAAAAAAGCCAAAGAAAAUGUUUUGUAUCGCAAGAAUGAAGGCACUCCAGAAGGAUUAUAUUUAUAAAUGUCAUGUGCUGUUUUUUUUUAAAGGCAUUUGUCAGUGCUUGAUCUUUGGACAAAAAAGAUUCAUUUCAACUGACUUUUUUCUUUCAAUAAUUUUAAAUAAAUUGACAUCUUUC
Messenger RNA from Biomphalaria glabrata, 1534 nucleotides. Its product is annotated as 26S proteasome regulatory subunit 4. The record is from RefSeq and is a predicted model, not a curated record. Gene Ontology annotation, cellular component: proteasome regulatory particle, base subcomplex. The transcript has 12 exons. Lineage: Eukaryota; Metazoa; Mollusca; Gastropoda; Planorbidae. Gene Ontology annotation, biological process: proteasome-mediated ubiquitin-dependent protein catabolic process. Bases 94 to 1419 code for a protein of 441 amino acids. Gene Ontology annotation, molecular function: proteasome-activating activity; ATP binding; ATP hydrolysis activity.